GGGGGGGGGGGGGUGCCACGAAAAGCGCCGGGGACGGAUGGCUGCUAGCGGAGCUGUCACACUUGCAUACAAAAGUGAUUCCAAAUCGCCACAGCGCAUACAUACUUGCGAAUGAUGUGAUGCCGACGUUGGCGGCACCCAAUGGCUUUUUCUGGACCGAUUUCCGAGACCUGUCAGUGUUAGUGGCCAUAAUCCUCGGUUAAAUAGCACAAAAUGCUAUCCAUAUAAACCCCCGUCUGAGAAAUAGAGCUUUUGCUCGAACGCCCAACCACACCAUAUGCUCUACCGCCAGACAUUGCGGCAGGCUUCUUUGUCAGGCUUAUUGAUACAGAAACCCUUUCCACGGAUGUCGUCCAAUCUGACCAACGGCGCCUCUCAUGGCAAAGCCAUAAGCGAGAUCCCUAAAACCUGGAACUUCACCUCCAAGCUUCCAGCCGACUCUAUCUUCCCAACACCCGCCGAUUCCCACAAGACGCCGCGGGACCAAAUCGGACCCCGUCAGGUCCGCGAUGCGAUAUACACAUGGGUGCGCCCCGAAGGUGCGACGAGACCAGAGCUUCUCUCUGUGUCGCCCGCCGCUCUGAAGGACCUCGGCAUCGACCCCUCCACCGCCCGCGGCGAUCCCGACUUUCUGAACACCGUCGCCGGCAACAAGAUCCAAGGCUGGGACGAGGAGAAAUCCGAGGGCGGCUACCCCUGGGCCCAGCUCUACGGCGGUUUCCAGUUCGGAUCAUGGGCCGGCCAGCUGGGCGACGGUCGAGCGAUCAGUCUCUUCGAGACGACCAACGACAACGGAACGCGAUACGAACUACAGCUCAAGGGCGCGGGCAUGACCCCGUACUCCAGAUUCGCGGACGGGAAGGCUGUGCUGAGGAGUAGCAUAAGAGAAUUCGUCGUGUCGGAAGCACUGAAUGCGCUGAACAUCCCGAGCACCCGCGCGCUCAGUCUGACGCUCACCCCUGACGUGAAGGUGCGCAGGGAAACGUUAGAGCCUGGCGCCAUCGUAUGUCGGUUCGCACAGAGCUGGUUGAGGAUAGGCAACUUCGAUAUCCUUCGCGCCCGAGGCGAAAGGAACACCAUCAGGAAGCUGGCCACCUAUGUUGCCGAGGAUGUGUUCGGCGGUUGGGAGACACUGCCCGCAAGAUUGGAGGAUCCAGGCAAGGCUGCCGAAUCCGCCGAGCCUUCACAAGGAGUAAAGAAGGACGAGAUCCAGGGCCCGGAAGAGAGCGCCGAGAACAGGUUUACUCGCUUAUACCGUGAGAUCGUGCGUCGGAAUGCUCUGGUCGUCGCAAAGUGGCAGGCAUACGGCUUCAUGAACGGCGUGUUGAACACAGACAACACAUCCCUCUUCGGACUGUCGAUAGAUUUUGGGCCCUUCGCCUUCAUGGACAACUUCGACCCCACGUACACGCCCAACCACGAUGACUAUCAACUGCGCUACAGCUAUCGCAACCAGCCAUCGAUCAUCUGGUGGAACCUUGUCCGCCUCGGCGAGUCGCUGGGCGAGCUCAUUGGCGCUGGCGCCAAGGUAGACGACAAGAAAUUCGUCGAAGAGGGCGUCGAGGAAUCAGACGUCGAUGACCUUACGAAGCGCGCGGAGAAGGUCAUCAUGCAGAUCGGGGAGGAGUACAAGCACGUCUUCCUAUCUGAGUACAAGCGCCUCAUGACACUGCGCGUUGGUCUCAAGAACUUCAGAGAGAGCGAUUUCGAGGAGCUAUUUUCCUCCUUGCUCGACACCAUGGAGGCACUGGAGCUGGACUUCAACCUAUUCUUCAGGAGGCUCAGCGGUCUCAAGGUCCACCAGCUGGAUACCCAGGAGAGCAGAGAAGUCAAGGCUGGCGUCUUCUUCUACAAGGACGGCGCAAGCGGCCCUGCACCCAACGAGGAGGAAGGCCGCAAGCGUGUCGGAGAGUGGCUUGGCAAGUGGAGGGAGCGCGUCCUCGAGGACUGGGGCGAGUCUGGGUCUGCAGACGAGGAGAGGAGACAAGCCAUGAAGAAGGUCAACCCGAACUUCAUCCCUCGGAGCUGGAUCUUGGACGAAGUCAUCAAGAGAGUCGAGAAGGACGGCGAGAGGGAAGUCCUGGACCGCAUCAUGUGGAUGGCGUUGCACCCCUUCGAAGAGAGCUGGGCCGGCAAGACGCUUGACGGUGUUGAAUACCAGGGUGAUAAAGAUGAGGAGACGAGGUGGAUCAAGGAGGUGCCCAAAGCGAAGAGGGCUCUGCAAUGCAGCUGCAGCUCGUAGGCGGCGUCUUUUACGUAUAAUCCCCGGGCGGUGGCCUCUAUUUGUGUAUAUAAUUUGUAUUUAUUAGCGUGAACA
This is a messenger RNA of Truncatella angustata, 2317 nucleotides long. RefSeq lists its product as uncharacterized. The transcript has a single exon. The record is from RefSeq and is a predicted model, not a curated record. NCBI's taxonomy places the organism in Eukaryota, Fungi, Ascomycota, Sordariomycetes, Amphisphaeriales, Sporocadaceae. The coding region runs from base 278 to 2242 and encodes 654 amino acids.